Neoarthrinium moseri is the source of this 453-nucleotide messenger RNA. RefSeq lists its product as uncharacterized. The transcript has a single exon. The record is from RefSeq and is a predicted model, not a curated record. The coding region runs from base 1 to 453 and encodes 150 amino acids. NCBI's taxonomy places the organism in Eukaryota, Fungi, Ascomycota, Sordariomycetes, Amphisphaeriales, Apiosporaceae.
AUGUCCAUCCUCGAUCUGAUGCACCGUCUUCCCAUGGAAUGCGGUGCUGCGCUCAACAUUAAGGAUCUUGCACCGGCACCAGCGACCAUUCCAAUCACGCUGCAACCUACCACGAUCCAGCGAACAGUGCCUCACGAUCCAUGGAUCGACAUUAUGCCGUGGCCAGCAGCCAGGGACAGCUUAAUUCUAAACCAGGGUCUUUAUGAUGAAGACGAGUUGUGCACGGACAUGAUGGGUGGGCUCUACGAAGGCUUCGACGAGAUCGAAAGCCGAGGAAUCAUUGUCUGGGGUGAACCAUGGUCGGUUUCUGGAUGGGAAGCGAGCGAGGGGUUCGUGAGAAAGUGGGGCUCACUUCUUUUAAAAGGGUGCACGGAGUUGAUGGAGUCUACUCAAAGGUAUAGAGAGUCUCGUGGUGAGGAGCGAAUUACGAUAGAGGCAGAAGGGUGGCGGUAA